CUUGCAUACCAAAUGCGAAUAGGGCGAAGCGAUUGAUUGUCGUGCCAGUUGAGAAUUAUUGUGGCAAUUUUAAAUCAAUUUUAUGUAGAAUCGAUUGGGCUUUAGUCAAUGCAGUCUAUGUUGCGUGUCAGACGGAUGCAUCUUUCGUGCACAAGAUGAGACAAAAAAGUUAUCUGUUUCUACUUGGAGUUUUGUUGGUCUUCAGUCCUUAUGUCGCUAUGGUUGUUUUACAAAGCAGUAUCAAUGUUCAAGGAGGAUUAGGUUUGUAUUCUCUGGGGUUAGCGUAUGGAACAUCCGUGUUGUUUACUUUGCUGGUCAAUCCAGUCAUUAUUCGGAGAUUUGGAAGUAAACGCGCAUUAUUGGCCGGUGAAGUCACAUAUAUUAUAUACUUUCUGGCAAACUUCUUUCCUGAAUCUUAUACGUUGUUACCAGCUGGGAUAAUUGUUGGUGCUGGAGAAGCACUUACGUGGACUGUAUUUGUAAUGUAUUCUCUACAAUUUGGACAACAAAUAGCAAAGUUGUUAUCAAAACAAGAACAUCAAUACGCCGAAAAAUACAGUGGAAGAUUCGUUGCAACUUUUCAGUUAAGUCAAAUUUUGGGGAAUUUAAUAAGUUAUGCAAUUCUAUAUGGAGGAAAAAAUCAUUCUGGCAACUAUCUUCCGAAUAAUACAACGACAAACUCAUCGGUGAAGAUGGUUACUUCAGAUUUCAGAUACUGUGGCGCAAAUGAUUGUCAGAAUGCUAAUUUAACAAGAGAGGCACUUGAUCAAUAUAAACCACAAGACCCUCAUACCAUGUACAUUUUAAUAUCUGUCAUGAUAUUUGUGUCAAUAUGUGGAAUUGUAACACAUUCCUUGAUUUUACCGUCGGGAGAAUUAUCAAACCUCACGAUCACGAAAGUGAAUCCUGAAGGCAAAGAAGAAAAUAUCUUUAUUGCUGAGAAAGAUCAUUUAAAGGAUAAGAAUCGUGUGGAGUCUCCCAAUGCAGAACAAUUAGCAAAAAAUGGAUGCCAACUAGUUUUGAACACCUUUAAAACAACCUUCAAUCACGUCUGUAGCAAGUAUCAACUUCUGAUUACUCCGCUCACGAUUUGUUACGGCUUCCACGUUAGUUUUAUAAUGGGUGAACUCACUCGAGCUUACACUUCUUGUAUACUUGGAGUUGAACAGGUUGGAUUCACUGUUGCAAUAUUUGCGGCAGUCGACGGCACAGUCGCUUUAGCGUGCAAAAAAAUUGUUCAACUUUUCGGAAGAAACCGAAUUAUAUUGGUAGCACUGGUGCAGGAUCUUGCUGUAUAUACUUUUUGUGUGUUCUGGAAUCCUCAAAUAAAUACAACAUGGGUCGUUUAUUUGAUAUUUCUCAUGUUCGGAGCCACCGACGGAAUAUGGAAGACAAUGCUAAUAGUAAUUUAUCAAGAUUAUUUUCCUAAAUGCCAAGAAAUUGCUUUUUCUGCUUGGAACAUGUGGAUCACAAUUGGUAUUACUCUACAAUUUCUAUUCAGCACUAUGAUAUGUGUUUAUACCAAGAUAUACAUCAAAAUGUCUCUUUUCCUACUGGGAGUACUUCUGUACGGGGUUGCGGAAUACAUAAGAAAAAAAGAGCGCGUCGCCGGAAAAAUAAACAAAGCAACUGGACCGGUUGCCAGCGAAAUGAGAGAAAUAUCGCCGUUAAAUGAAAACCAAUCGUCCAUAUAGUUCUGUGCUGAUUUGUACUUCACUCUGGAUUGUGAUACCAUGGCGAUCGACAUAUUAUAUAAGAUUUCAAUAGGCCUAACAUAUAUAUGAUUUUUUUAUUCGGUAACUCCAUAGUUUAACAUCAUCGCUGAUCCCACAUACUAUAUAUACACAAACUAAUACAAUUCUCAACAUCAGAUGUAGUCUCUUUUUUUCGUACUGUUCAUUAUUGUUUAUCUAAACUUCCAACAACUGUAAAGGAAGGAAACGCAAGAUGGCCAUUAUAUAUAUCCCCAAUGAGCCGGAGUCUCGGACUUGUCAAACUGCAUCAUGUUAUUAUUUGGCUUCCAAAGAAGACACAGGACACCUAAAACCACAGGACAUUGUUGAAUAACGGUCAUAUUUCGAUUUCUAUCACGUCGAUCCGACACCAGAAAAUUGUUUACCAACCAACAUAUUAUUCUAACUUCGUUGUGUUUGAUUUAUAAAACCAAUUCGGGUGAAUAAUGCAUGGUUUUGGUGAACCUUUAUGAUUCACUUACGCCCAUUAUUGGCGUAAAUCCCACUUUUGAAUGAAUCAUCUGAAAACAAGAUUAGUUUAUCCCCAAUUUGCAUUAUGCUUAAAGUUCUUUCAACUGUCAUCAAUUAGAAUCGAUAUUUCACCGUCUUUGGCCCCAGAAUUUUUUUUAUUCUUUUUGAGAAUGUUUUCUGAAAAAUGCAAAAUAAAACUCUAAAUUAAGAUUACACAACAAUGCUCGAAAUUACGUAUGAGUUAAAAACAUACAGCCUAUAUGCCGCUUGUUAGAUUUUUAUGCUUUUUGAGAGUGCUUUCGCGAGUUGUCCUGUGAAAUCUGGUUCACAACUUUAAAAUCGCCGUUUGAAACAUAUGAUUCCUAUCUAAAAUUUGAAAACUUAACUGAGAACUACAAAAUAAAACGCGCCAAUGUUUACAAUAAUGCUUGAAAGUACGUAGCCUAUGAGUGAAAAACAUAUAUAUAUAUAUAUAUGUGCCGCUGGUCAAAUUUCAAAUUUAACGUCUUGUCGUAAAUAAACGAUGGGUGUUUUUGAUUCUUGAACGUACUUCGAAAAGAUUACUUUUGAAAUAUUUUAUGAAGCAGUAAUGUUGCUUGCUUGGGAUGUAUAAUAUACAAUACA
Molecule: messenger RNA, 2828 nt
Organism: Styela clava
Lineage: Eukaryota; Metazoa; Chordata; Ascidiacea; Stolidobranchia; Styelidae
Product: protein unc-93 homolog A-like
Source: RefSeq, a predicted model, not a curated record